Molecule: messenger RNA, 2037 nt
Organism: Dothidotthia symphoricarpi CBS 119687
Lineage: Eukaryota; Fungi; Ascomycota; Dothideomycetes; Pleosporales; Dothidotthiaceae
Product: vacuolar segregation protein-like protein pep7
Exons: 4
Coding region: 1-2037 (678 amino acids)
Biological process (GO): DNA repair
Molecular function (GO): metal ion binding; DNA binding
Source: RefSeq, a predicted model, not a curated record
AUGACCUCGCGCAGGACAUUAGGCGGCGGUCGCGUGCUGGGCAGCGGGAGGAGUCUUAGUACUAAUAUCACCACUACCACUACUAAUUCUGCUGCUCCUGCUGCAACUACUACUACACCGCGGCUAGCAGCCCAGCACCGGCGCAAUGCCAGCCUGCUCUCACCUUCGGAGAGCUCCGUGUCGCUGAGCUCGCAGGCGUCAAACAGCCCCGCCAGCACCGUCGAGACGAGAGAAGACAUUGGCAGCAAAGUGCUGCUGGGGCCGGGGGAGAGUGCGGCCGCGAGCGCCUCCAGCAAGCUCGUGUGUCCGAUAUGCAACGAGGAAAUGGUGACGCUGUUGCAACUCAACCGACACCUCGAUGAUAAUCACCAGAAUCUGGUCGAGGAGGAGCAGGACGAGGUCAAGAACUGGUUCGAGGCCCAGAUGGACAAGGCCAAGAAGUUCCAACCGCUUGCCGUGCUGAACCAGAAGCUCAAAGGUCUCGACGUGUUUGAGUCGAACGAUGCCCCCACCCCACCGCCGCUGUCCAACAGCUCCCGCAGCACCUCCGCUCCCACACUGCACGAUGCACCCGCCCCCGUCCGCAGAGACCCCGACGAGGAAGUCACACGCAAGCACUGGCAGCGCCCCGGCAACCGCGACGUGUGCUUGGAGCCAACAUGCGCAAAGCCCAUCACAGCCUCGCAGAUAGCACUGGGUGGGAGGGAGGCGGCUGUCAACUGCAGACAGUGCGGGAAGCUGUUCUGCGAGGAGCACACCAUGUAUCAGAUGAAGCUGUCGCGACAGGCAAAGCACGAGCCGGUCAGGGGGAUAUGGUGCAGGGUGUGCGAGACGUGCUACAAGUCGAGGGAGGGCUACAACGACCACCACGCAGCCGAACGCAACCACUUUGACGAGUUUGCAAACAUCAGACGGAAGAGGGUGGACAGAGAACACAUGGAGGUCAGCAGGCUGGAGAAGCGCCUCUCAAAGCUGACGUCCUUGCUGGCGAACCCACCGCCUGAGGAGACGCUGACGGCGAGUAGCUGGUUUGCAAUACCGGGAGCCAAGAACCAGCGCAAAGUCCUGGAGCAGUCCAUCAUCACAUGGGAAGAAGACGCGAAAGUCUCAAAUUGCCCGUUUUGCCAGCAGGAGUUCUCCACCUACACAUUCAGGCGACACCACUGCCGGAUGUGCGGUCGCGUCGUGUGUGGUGACCCCAAGACGGGGUGCUCGGCAGAGGUGGGCUUGAAUGUUGCGUCGGGCACGAGCAAGACCGAGAAGGAUGCUGGCCAAAUGAGCGUCGACAUUCGCAUGUGUCAGGAUUGCCAGCACACACUUUUCAGCAGGAGGGAUUUUGACCGCGAGCUAGCCGACAAGCCAAAGGACCAACGCGCGUAUGAAAAUCUGGCCCAGUUUGAAAGAGGCAUUCGAUUGCUUCUACCACGUUUUCAGAAGCUUUUACAAGCGUUACAAGACCCGGACAAGCCGCCCACACCCCAACAGCUGACUGAUGCUACUAAAGUGCGAAAGAGGUUGAUGGAUGCAUUCGCGCAGUUCGACGCUGCCGCUAAACGCAUACGCGAUCUCCCCACAGACUCACCCACACAGAAACGGCUACAGAACGCUGUCUACCAGCAAGCCUACAGCUUCUUGAGCCUUCACAUGCUGCCAUUGCGCUCCUUGCCACGAAUACUAAAGCAUGCUGUGCCCCAAGGGUCUAAGAACAACGGACCUUCGAACGGCGGCGGUGCACUCGCCGCGAUCAAAUUCAACGACAAGUCAGCCGGCAGCGUCGUCAGCAGCAGCGAAGUAUCUGCCAUGGAGUCAGAAGAAAGGGAGUUACGCGAGAGACUGAUCGUUCUCGAAGAGCAGAAGUUCAUGGUCUCGGAGAUGGUAGCAGAUGCUACGAAACACCGCAGAUUCGACGAGGUCUCGAGUCUUGCACAGAACGUCGAGGACCUCAACCAGGAGAUUGACCAGAUCAAUGGCCAGUUGGGACAGCUGGAUUUUGCUGGCGCGUAUCAGGGAAUUAUGGCUACGCCGUCGCCGGGGUGA